AUGAGCAGCUACGGCUCGAUUCCUCAAGUGGGCGUCGACGACAAGCCAGAUCUCGAGCAGGAAGACGAUCGGCACACGAUGAGCCUUGCUGACCGUCUGUACGCGUACGACCUGACAUGGUCCACUAAGCUAUACCACCGCUUCGGACGCGACCCGACGCCGCGUCUGUGCUGGGAGAUUUUCUCGCACUCGGGAGAUGGCUUCCUCUGGAUCCUGACGAUUCCGCCGCUCAUGGGGCUGCUUUGGGUGGCCGGUCUCAUCGGCCCCUUCGAGCCGGCCACCAAGAUGCUGCUGUCGGCGCUCUUCACGGUCAUGACAGUGGACAUUAUUGCCAUUAUGGUGCUUAAAUUCAUCUUCCAUCGUCAACGACCGCCCUUCCACCAGGCAGACAUGCGCUUCGUAGGUCCGGACGAGCACUCGUUCCCGUCCGGCCACUCCACGCGCGUGUGGGCCAUGGUAGCCAUGCUCGUUUACAUCGCUGAAACGCACCCGUGGAUCCUGCGUGCGUUCUUCUAUGGCUUGUCGCCGGCGGUGCUGGUCGCAGUCUCGAUCGUCUGGGCGCUGAUCAUCAACUUCUCGCGCGUGGCGCUCGGCCGGCACUACCCGACCGACGUGCUGGCCGGCACUCUCAUCGGCUUCUUCGUUUUCUGGCCCAUCUCCCUCUUUUUCAUCAACCACUACGACAUGCUAGACGCGCCCCCGGCGUACUGAGCUCGCAGCUGCAAACGGCUAGAGACCGUGGCCAGGAGCGUUGUCUUCAUCAGGUUAGGUAGCUAGAAUAAUUCUAUACUACAGAUUGUAUGUAUCCA
Messenger RNA from Phytophthora infestans T30-4, 809 nucleotides. Its product is annotated as phosphatidic acid phosphatase. The transcript has 2 exons. The record is from RefSeq and is a predicted model, not a curated record. NCBI's taxonomy places the organism in Eukaryota, Oomycota, Peronosporomycetes, Peronosporales, Peronosporaceae. Gene Ontology annotation, molecular function: sphingosine-1-phosphate phosphatase activity. Bases 1 to 711 code for a protein of 236 amino acids.